GAUCAAGCUUUCUGCAAGUCUCCUAUCCAGAACUUUCAAGAUGCAUUAAAUGUAAAUGACAGACUGAAGUGCUCUCUAGUCCAAAAGAGAAAAGAUAGGUUGUUUCAGUUGGGUGGUGUUACUCUAGACGAACUAGGCUAUAACGAUCGUCCGGUAACCACUCCUGACGGGAUAUAUGGGCCCGCAGUGUCUCUACGGCCAGGUACUUGUUCUCAAUUCCUCUCGGUGGCAAUCAGUAACAUCUACUCUACAGCGAAAGCAGGGCGUCACUCGUCUGAAACGAUCGAUAGAUGA
This is a messenger RNA of Aspergillus vadensis CBS 113365, 294 nucleotides long. RefSeq lists its product as uncharacterized. The annotation marks the transcript as partial. The transcript has 3 exons. Lineage: Eukaryota; Fungi; Ascomycota; Eurotiomycetes; Eurotiales; Aspergillaceae. The record is from RefSeq and is a predicted model, not a curated record.